CACUGCUACGCUCUGUCGUUACUGAUUGUCCUGUUUGUGACAAUCUUGAUUAUUAUUAUUUUAAAUGAUUUUGUUAUUGAUAUUGUUAAUGAAUAAUUUCCAAAGUACUCUUUGGAAAUAUCUACAUUGUUACGUCAUGCUGAUAAAGCAAUAGAAAUUGAAAUCUUCAUGACAGAAAUCUUUGUUGAUCACCCGGAAGUACCUUAAAAACAACCACGGAGGAGAAGAUGGAGAUAGACUACCAACCAGAGGACUCGCCUGUCUCCUUAUUUGAUGAAGACUGUAUUGAUCAUGUGAAGGACAUGAGGUUGGAAGCAGAGGCAGUGGUCAACGAUGUGUUAUUCGCCGUGGCUGAAAUGUAUGUGUCCUCAAAUUUGGACAGUGCUUUGGCUGUGGCCUACAUCAACGUGGAAACAAGAGAGGGCAAUCGUUAUUGCCUUGAGCUCAAUGAAGCUGGACUAAGGGUGGUUGGCUACGUCUUUGACCAGGUGGAUGAGAGCUUGAGCACCCAAUACUUUGAGACCAUUUAUUCACUGCUGGAUACCCUCAGCCCAGGCUACAGAGAAGCCUUUGGGAAUGCCCUGCUACAGCGAUUGGAGAGGCUGCAGCAAAAUGGACAAUGAAAGACAAAAUGGAGCUAAUGAUGUGGAAGUGAAACAAGGGUUGUAGGGACAUCAAUUGUACUAUACGAAUACAAACAUAGCAACCAUUCUCAUCAGGUUAUUGACCAGACAUCUAGCUACUACUACAGUACUAAUGUACUACUAAAAGCAUCUGCGUGGUCAAUGCGACGUCUGCAGUGGCCAUACUGCAUUUAUUGCAAUACGGCCACUGCAGAAGUCAGGGCAUUUAUACUUUUUGCGCUUAGAGGAGUAGAGCAGAGCUGUUAUGAAGGAAGUGAGUUUGUGUAUAUACAGGACCUCCCGCCCCCACCUAGCGUCAACCAAUUAUGUCAAUGUGGAGCUAUACGGAGCCCUCCGCAUUGGGUUUCAUGUUCAUGUUAUUCACAACAAUGAUUUAGACCUGCUGUGUCAGUCUGUGACUAGGAUUAUCUUCUGUCAUUAUUCACAUUCAGGUUUGUGGCUUUUGUAAAGAACUGUCUGUCAAGUUUGACAAUAUGUCGCAGUGUUUAUCCCCCCGGAACUCCCACACUUCAUUAACCCUGCUCUACCUCUACAUAGUUAGAUUAUACUUUAAGUAUGUUACUUAAGGGCCUCCCGAGUGGCGCAAAUGUCUAAGGCACUUCAUCACAGUGCUAGAGGCGUCACUACAGACCCGGGUUCGAUACCAGGCUGUGUCGCAGCCGGCCA
Salvelinus namaycush (lake trout) is the source of this 1310-nucleotide messenger RNA. RefSeq names its product gsk3b interacting protein (gene gskip). Bases 228 to 623 code for a protein of 131 amino acids. Gene Ontology annotation, cellular component: cytoplasm. Gene Ontology annotation, molecular function: kinase regulator activity; protein kinase A binding. Gene Ontology annotation, biological process: regulation of canonical Wnt signaling pathway. The transcript is spliced from 3 exons. Lineage: Eukaryota; Metazoa; Chordata; Actinopteri; Salmoniformes; Salmonidae. The record is from RefSeq and is a predicted model, not a curated record.